Molecule: messenger RNA, 606 nt
Organism: Dama dama (fallow deer)
Lineage: Eukaryota; Metazoa; Chordata; Mammalia; Artiodactyla; Cervidae
Gene: IL36A
Product: interleukin 36 alpha
Exons: 5
Coding region: 1-606 (201 amino acids)
Biological process (GO): cytokine-mediated signaling pathway; cellular response to lipopolysaccharide; inflammatory response to antigenic stimulus
Molecular function (GO): interleukin-1 receptor binding; cytokine activity
Source: RefSeq, a predicted model, not a curated record
AUGCCUCCUUUUUCACGACCUCUGGCCUUGGCCCUGCUGUCGUCUUUAGGCUCUGGGUUUAGGCCUGAAUGCAGGUACCGCUGCUUCUGCUGGAAGGUAGGCUACGUCCAAGAAGGUGAACAGGAGAGGGAGCAAGUAUUAUCCAGGAUACACCCAGUUCUGGUGGAUAUUCAGGAUGUCAACCAUCUGGUAUGGGUCCUUCAAGGCCAGACCCUCACAGCUGUCCCCAGGAAGGACCAGAUGGAUCCAGUCACUGUUACCUUAAUCUCAUGCAAGUACACAGAGACUCUUGAGAAGGGCAGGGGGAAUCCUGUUUACUUGGGACUGAAGGAGCCAGAGCUUUGCCUAUUCUGCACGAAGGUCAAGGGGCAGCCUGUGCUGCAGCUUCAGGAACAGAACAUAAUGGAUCUGUACCACCAAACUGAGCCUGUGAAGCCUUUUCUCUUCUACCAUGACCAGAAAGGCAGGGCCUCCAGCUUUGAGUCUGUGGCCUUCCCUGGCUGGUUCAUUGGCUCCUGCUCCAAUGGAAGUUGUCCUGUGAUUAUCACCCAAGAACUGGGGAAAAUCUACACUACUGACUUUGGGUUCACAGUACUCCAGGCUUAA